CCCCGGGCUGCGGGGGUCUCCCAGCAUCCAUCUUCGCCCUCCUUAGCGGGCAGUGCCCUUCCGCCGCCGGGGCCCCUCCUCGCAGGAGGAGGCAGCCGAGGAGCACCGCGCCUUGGGAGGGCUCCGCCUGCAGGGGGCGGCGGGCGGCGCUAGCGAGCGGCGAGCUGGCUGGCGGCGCGAGGCUCUGGAGCUUCUGAGCCGCGCUCGCUGCGAAGGCUGACGGGCAGAGGGGAACGGAGCCUCAGCGUUGUCCUGCUGCUGCUCGCCGCCGUGGCCAUCAUCGACCCUCGGGGUGAGGAGCCGCGGAGCUGCGAGACUGUCCGGAAAGUUUUCCAGUUGCGUCAGCUCGGCUCCCUCAGGAGCGUCCCGAAGUUCCCGCGGGCAGGUGUUGAUCUCCAGGUUUGUACUUCUAAAAAUCCAACAUGCUGUACCAAAAAGAUGGAGGAAAGAUAUCAGACUGCAGCAAAGCACGCUAUACAGCAAGUACUUCAAACAUCUAGUGCUACGUUAAAAUUUUUAAUAUCUCACAGUAAGCUUGCAUUUCAGAAACAUUUUGAUUUAUUUCUAAUCAUCUCAGAAAAGAUGCUAUUCCCAAUUCCCAAUAAAGUCAUAAAACAAAUGGGAAUAUCACUGUUACCCAGCCGGAAUUUCCUGCAGGCUCUGAAUCUGGGGAUUGAAGUAAUCAAUACAACAGACCAUCUGCAUUUCUCUAAAGACUGCAGCAGAGCGUUAUUGAGAGUGCAAUACUGUCCCCAUUGCCAAGGGCUGAUUUUGAGUAAGCCCUGUGUGGGCUACUGCCUCAGUGUCAUCCGAGGCUGCUUAGCCUACCUGGCAGAAAUUGACCUUCACUGGCAGGGAUAUAUUCAGUCCUUGGAAGAGCUCUCGAGUGCUAUGCUUGGAACAUAUGACAUUGAGCAUGUGCUUCUAAACUUUCACUCACUUGUUAAUGAUGCUCUCAUGCAAGCUUGUGUCAAUGGACUAGAAUUAACUGAGCAGGUAAGAAGCUUGAACAAGGUAUGUGGCCCACUUGUAAAGAAGCCUACACGGUCUCUGCAUUGCUCUUUUGAUCAGAACAAAUAUAACCAGGGGCUGAAGAUGUUCUCAAGAGACAGUGAGGAAACCCUUGCCAGCAGAAGAAAAGAAUUUAUCAGCCACCUUUGCCUCUACAGAGCCUUUUAUGGUGGCCUGGCUGAUCAGCUGUGUGGUAAUAAGUUGGCAGCUGUUGAUGGUCUGCCAUGUUGGAAUGGAGAAGAUGUUGUAAAAAGCUAUACUCAUCAUGUGGUUGGCAGUGGAAUCAAAGCUCAGUCUGGGAAUCCAGAAGUAAGAGUGAAAGGAACAGAUCCUGUAAUAAAUCAAAUUAUUGACAAGCUGAAACAUGUUAUUCAGCUGUUGCAGGGCAAAUCAUUUCGUAAAUAUGAUAACUGGGAUCUAUGGCAAACAGGCAGUGGUGGAAGUGUGGAAGAACAAAUCAGUGGAGAUUGUGAUGAUGAAGAUGGUUGUGGAGGAUCAGGAAGUGAAGAAGUAAAAAGAACAUUUCACCUUAGUGAUUGGAUGCCAGAUAAGACGAACCUCAGUGACAUAAAGCAAAUCCAUCAAACCAUCAAUGCCAGCACUUUACAUACAACUGGAGCAGGCUGUACAACAAUAGUGGAUUAUAUGACAUUUAUGCUGAUUAGUUUGAACUCACUCCAGCAUAUCCAUGCCUCUCUUCCCCUGGGAAACGCAAACUUGGAUACAGCACUGCAGAUGUAG
Molecule: messenger RNA, 1752 nt
Organism: Tympanuchus pallidicinctus (lesser prairie-chicken)
Lineage: Eukaryota; Metazoa; Chordata; Aves; Galliformes; Phasianidae
Gene: GPC5
Product: glypican 5
Biological process (GO): cell migration; regulation of protein localization to membrane; positive regulation of canonical Wnt signaling pathway
Cellular component (GO): extracellular region; cell surface; plasma membrane
Source: RefSeq, a predicted model, not a curated record